AUGGAUAAGGUAAGAGUUUUGCAAAUAUAAAUUGUUUCUUAGCGUAGUCUAGGUAUUGAAAAAAUGAGAUGCUCAGGCCAUCUCUUCAUCUCCUUCAGGGGACAAAUUUAUGGACGGUUCAGAUCAAGUACGCAAAUUUUUUAGAAAACAUUAAUGCGCACCUCAAAUACGAUCCAGGCUAAAGCUUCGUUCCUAAAAGCUUUCUUAUUCAAGCUUUUAUUUUUAACCCAUAAAUUUUUCAGCAUCGAACUCCCGGUUACUUCGGUCCAGGUGACUAUCACCCGGAUGACCCAACCAUCUACCCAUUUACCAUUGACAUCAGCAGCACGGUCCUCGAUGACCUAAAAGACCGUCUCCGUAAAUCGAGAAUUACUCAUUCUCAAAUCGAAGAGUGUCAGGACUUUGAAUACGGAUUUAAUUUGACUAUCCUGAACAAAUAUUUGGACUAUUGGAGGGAUCAAUACGACUGGAGGGAGGCAGAGAGAGAACUUAACAGCUUCCCGAAUUUUAAAACAGAGAUUGAAGGGCUGAAAAUACAUUUCAUUCAUUCAAAACCACCUGCAGGAUAUGACAGAGUUGUCCCAAUUUUGGCAUCUCAUGGGUGGCCUGGAAGUAUUCAUGAGUUCCACAGGGUGAUUCCAAUCCUGACUGACCCCAAAAGCCAUGGAAUUCAGACUGACAUCGCUUUUGAGGUGGUUUGUCCGAGUAUUCCUGGAUAUGGAUUUUCAGAUUCUCCGUCGAAAAAAGGUGAGAUAUAGUCGAGGAAUGCGGUUAGAGCGUCUCGAGUUCUCUUCAGACUUUCCAGUCAAAUGAUGCCUUGAUAUCCAUUCAUAAAAAAUGUCAUCAAGACGGUUUGAUGUUCCCUGCCAUAAAAUUAAUAUCCCUCAAACUUACUCAAGCAUCUUUCAGGUUGUGACCAGAUCUCCGUAGCCCGCAUCUACAACACUCUGAUGACGCGGCUCGGUUAUCAACGUUACUUUGUUCAAGGAGGAGAUUGGGGUUCAACUUUGGUUGGGCUUGUCUCUCGCAUCUUCCCAGAACGAGUAAUCGGAUGUCAUCUGAAUAUGAUGACGUCAUCCAAUAAAGGAUUUCUCUUCAGAGCUGUCCUUGGCUCGAUUGCUCCUAGAAUGAUGUUCGCGGAUUCUGAAUUCCACACAUAUACAGUGAAGAACAUGAUCAGGCUCUUCUUCAAGAGCGGUGGAUACUUUCUGUUGCAAGGAAAUACCCCGGAUACUAUUGGUAUGGGAUCUUAUCACAUUAAUAAAAAAAUGUUCCAAUAUCAAGUAUGACACCAGCGCUUUUUAGGAAUUGCUUUGAACGACUCGCCAAUCGGGCUAAUGGCUUGGAUUUUGGAGAAAUUUGUUGGAGGAACCAACAUGACGUGGGCAAAGACAGCUGAUGGAAAUCUGGAGAGGAAAUACACCACGCAUGAUCUCAUUACAAAUCUCAUGAUCUACUGGGUGAAUGGAAACGCUCUUCAGGCUGGAAGGUUCUACAAAGAAAUGCUGCAAUCUCCAGAAACCAAAAGGUUAACAAAGUAAGUGCCUUCUAGAUAUAACCCCAAUUUUUCAACAAACGGCUACCUAAUGUCUAAAUAUUGCUUUCCAAAUUUCAGUGAGUACAUCAAAGUCCCAACUGGCUAUGCUGCGUGUUUGAACGACGCAAUUCCAGCCUUGCCAAAGGAAUUGGCCAAAAAGAUCGCGAACAUACAACAUUACUCCAUUUUACAUGACGUCGGGCAUUUCGCUGCAUUCGAAGAGCCGGAAUUAUUGGCCAAGGAUGUUUUUAAAUUUGCAUCGACACUCGCAUAA
Messenger RNA from Bursaphelenchus xylophilus (pine wood nematode), 1811 nucleotides. The record is from the annotation of a GenBank genome assembly. Lineage: Eukaryota; Metazoa; Nematoda; Chromadorea; Rhabditida; Aphelenchoididae.